GGGGACCGCCAGCCUUCAUCCCUGCAGCUGCUGCCGUGCAUUUCAGCCCAGCAGAGAGCAAGGAUGCCAGUUGCUUCCCAAGGAAGAUGCCGUUUCAGUGCAGAAAGAGCAAAGAGGUUCAGGGCGUUCCUUUCAGUGUGUUGAUCCAGAUCUGAGGAGAGGAAGGAGGGAUGCUCCCAUCAGCCCCCGUCCCGCUGUGUCUGAAGGGACGCUGUGUUUUCCCUGCAAGUUUCGGAGAAGGAAGUGGUGAGGUUUGGGCUGGGGCCGCACCGCGUUGCUCCCUUCUAGGUAGAAGGAUGUGUCUUUAACUGAUAUGUGUUACAUGCUCCGUAUGGGUUCACCAGCAAAGCUCAGCGUUCGCUUUUAGCUCUCCCAUCUCACACGCUGAUUCACAGAUGCACCACCACAAGCGAAUGGCAUCGCUGUGUGCACCCUGCGUGUGCCUCCUCUUGUCUGCUGUUAGCAGAGUGAUUUAUGUCCUGCUAUGAGAAGUGCAGGACUCGGGGUUUAAAGCAAACCAGCGUGCAUUCAUAAAGUCACCCUGGGGGGACACAAACUGCGCGCAGCUCCGCGCUGCAGGUAAUGCACACCAGCUGGUUGGUCCAGCAGAGCCUUUGUCAGUCCUUUGCAACACAGAGGAGCCAAAUCUGAUGCCCGUGUGCUCCCGGGGCGUUGCAUCACGCAGGACCCAGGCCCAUGGCGAAACGGAUGGUCUGUGCUGGGUGAUGAAAUCCUUCUUCUUGCUUUCGUUUUCUUGAAACCGUGAACAAUUCUGGUCAGGCUCUUGGUGGGGCAGAGCGGUUCCCAAGCCCACACUGAUGUCACUGGAGGUUUCAGAGCUUUCUUAACCUUAUAACCAAGCCAUAAAAGGAAGAGGGAUAUGCACUGGACAUCCUGUGUUUUGUCCUUGGUAUCAGCUUAAGUAAACCUGGCAGAUUUUUCCUGUUAUUUUGUUAUAACUGCAGAUCACAGGAACAAACAAAAGUGCUUGUGUGAGUUACCUAAGGAACCUUUGCAUGGAAAUGUGAAGCGGCAGCAGAAAGUAAAUCAGUCCUUAAUUAGCUCCUGUGCUUCACAGCUGGGCGGGAUGGUGGGGCUGGGUGGGACCGUGAGGUUGGUGGCUGUGCAAAGCACUGCAGAGCACGGUUAUGAAGGUGUGGGUUCGGGACAGGUGCUGCCCCACCUCCUUUCCCACCGUUGCAGAAAUAAGCAAUAGAAAAGCAGUGCCGUGCACAUCUCUGCAACGUUCCCUUCCCGUGUGCUUCCCUUUCCUCUUUUAACGUCACCUCUGCCACAGUCACUUUGUUUGACCUGAGUGCUCCUCAGGUCUCAGCUCAACCCUCAGCGCUGCUCUUCUCAAUUCACCACCCUGGGCACUCGUGAGGGGUCUUCAGCCCCUCAGUCCCUGGGCAAUGGGAUCCAACCCAUGAGCACCGGGCAUCUCUGCACACUGCUUCCCCAGUGGGUCACUGCACCGACGUGCUGCCGGUGGCACUGCAGAGCUCCUGCUGCUGCCCCUCAGGUGCCUUCAGCACUGAAUAAUUGCAGCACGUCCUCACCAUUAAUUAUACACCUGGCAAUAUAAUAUAUCAUUAGGUGUAUCGCUGAUCAGCUUUGCAACCUGAGGCUUCGGGGGGGGGGGGGGUGGCACUUCAGGCUGUGUCUCACACAGGCUUCUCGGGGCUCGCGGGAUUAAAGCUUUGUCACAGUUCCUCUCUGGGGGUGGGAGGGAGAGCUUGGUAUUCUUCUUGCUUGUGCCGUAGCCUCUGCUUUCCUGCCCGUCCGCACGUUUGUCUGUGCAGCUCACAUGCCUUUACACGAACCCAAAACUCGUACUCUUUCAUUUUUCAUGUGGGUGUAAGAUGUACACAGACUCGUGCACGAACGUUUGUAUAAAGCAUAAACAAAGGACUGGAUAACUCCGGUGCCUGUGCGAGUGAGAGCCCCGGCUCCUGCAGGAGGUACCACGUCCUGUGCACCGCUCGGCCCUCAGCUGCAGCCACACAUCGGCUCCACGCAGUCAGACGGGGCUUUGCUCUCGCGAGGCAGUGGCGCUGGGCAGAGGAGCCCUACCAGAAGCUGGCCAUGGAGACGCUGGAGGAGCUCGACUGGUGCCUGGACCAGCUGGAGACCAUCCAGACGUACCGCUCCGUCAGCGAGAUGGCCUCCAACAAGUUCAAGAGGAUGCUGAACCGCGAGCUGACGCACCUCUCCGAGAUGAGCCGCUCCGGCAACCAGGUGUCCGAGUACAUCUCCAACACCUUCCUGGACAAGCAGAAUGAUGUGGAGAUUCCUUCUCCCACACAGAAAGACAGAGAGAAGAAGAAAAAGCAGCAGCUCAUGACCCAGAUCAGCGGAGUGAAAAAAUUAAUGCAUAGUUCCAGCUUAAAUAAUACCAGCAUCUCGCGGUUUGGUGUGAAGACAGAAAAGGAAGACCAUCUGGCCAAGGAGCUGGAAGAUCUGAAUAAGUGGGGUCUGAACAUAUUUAACGUUGCCAGGUAUUCCCACAACAGGCCGCUCACCUGCAUCAUGUACGCCAUAUUUCAGGAGCGAGAUCUACUGAAGACAUUCAAGAUCUCAUCGGACACCUUUGUAACAUACAUGAUGACGUUGGAAGACCACUACCAUUCAGACGUGGCGUACCACAACAGCCUGCAUGCAGCUGAUGUCGCCCAGUCCACCCACGUUCUCCUCUCCACCCCUGCACUGGACGCCGUCUUCACCGACUUGGAAAUCCUCGCUGCAAUUUUUGCAGCCGCAAUUCACGACGUGGAUCACCCCGGUGUCUCCAACCAGUUUCUGAUUAACACAAAUUCCGAGCUGGCGCUGAUGUACAACGACGAGUCUGUCCUGGAGAACCACCACCUGGCAGUGGGCUUCAAACUGCUGCAGGAGGAGCACUGCGACAUCUUCCAGAACCUGACCAAGAAGCAGCGGCAGACGCUCAGGAAGAUGGUGAUUGACAUGGUAUUGGCAACAGAUAUGUCCAAGCACAUGAGCCUGCUGGCGGAUCUGAAGACGAUGGUGGAAACUAAGAAGGUGACCAGCUCAGGAGUCCUCCUGCUGGACAACUACACGGACAGGAUACAGGUUCUCCGAAACAUGGUACAUUGUGCAGACUUGAGUAAUCCCACAAAGUCCCUGGAGCUGUACCGGCAGUGGACGGACAGAAUCAUGGAGGAGUUCUUCCAGCAGGGAGACAAAGAGAGGGAGAGGGGGAUGGAAAUCAGCCCCAUGUGCGACAAACACACAGCGUCGGUGGAAAAAUCACAGGUUGGGUUCAUCGACUACAUCGUGCACCCACUGUGGGAGACGUGGGCUGACCUGGUGCAGCCGGACGCACAGGACAUCCUGGACACUCUGGAGGACAACAGGAACUGGUACCAGAGCAUGAUCCCGCAGAGCCCCUCACCCCCACUGGAGGAGCGGGGCCAGGACUGCCCCGGCCUGAUGGAGAAGUUCCAGUUCGAGCUGACCCUGGAGGAGGAGGAUUCGGACGGGCCCGAGAAGGAAGGCGAGAGCAUGGGCUACUUCCGCAGCACGAAGAUGCUGUGCGCGGGCAGCCCGGGGGAGGAGGACGUGCAGCGGGAGGCGAACAUAGAAAUUGUGACAGAGGACACGUCUCCCGUUGACACAUAAUGCCCUGCACCCACGUGAGUGGAUUGGAAACGCUUAACGAGCAUGCAAGCGGUCUGGUGGGACUCGCCUGCAGCCUGGGCCUUAGGCCUGCGCCUGACAUUGGCCAACGGAUCUCCGGGUCCACGGGGCUCAGUCAGGGCUCCGACCUCGUGCUGAACAAUGGCUCAGGAAACGCCGUGAGCGACGCUGGGGUGGCCGUGUGAGCUGCGGGCGCCGCGUGGCUGGGGCUGCGGGCGGCCCAUCGCACACCGCUGGGAGAUUCCGUUCCGUGCGCUCCGGGACUGCAACCCGCCGGGCUGAUAGAAACUACUGACCCAUAACUCUGCGUGUCCAACCUGCCCGCCCCACCGCCUGUCUGCAGACCUGUGUGCCUUCUUUGUAAACACCCUCUUGUCUUUCUGAGAUCUGUUCGAUACACGGAGUUCAGCGUAAGCAGCGGCACCGAGUGUUCGGGAACCGACAGAUCCUUUUUGAUUCUUCCUGUCGCAAGAAGCAGUCUUCCUUUUUCCACGGGCAAUACCUGUCACUUUAUCGCGGUUAAUCACUUUUCCAGACUAAGAGAAGGGAUUCCCUCCGUUUCUGCAUUACGGCACUUUCAGUCAGUCCUCUGAAGGCCCCGUUUCAGCCCCCACGUUGCCCACCCCUCUGCCCGGGGCGGCUGCGGCGCAGUGGCACGCAAACAAACACCUUCGUGUUCCGCCUUCCCUCCGUUCAGGCCCACCGUCCUCCUCCUCCCGCACUGCCUUGAGCUCUAACACCUCCAUUACUGUUUAUAACAGUGUAUUUAUUACGUAAUGUAUAUACUGUAAUGUUUUGUAAGUUAUUAAUUUAUAUGAAUUAGCAUCGCCUGUCGGCGGCGAUGUUAAUGGUGUAGAAGACUCGGAAUAAGAGUUGCCUUUUAUUUUUCCUUUUUUUUGUUUUGUUUUUUUUUUUCCUGUUGUUUUCUCGUAACCUUUUGUAUGGCAUAAAGUACAAAACCUGAACACAGCUGAAGAGACAUACGCAACCCAGGGGACGGGGCGGAGGUGGCCGCGUCCUGCCCCAGCCUCCCAGCGACCCAAUGUGAACCUCCAUGACAAAAAUGUGAACUGAUGUAAUGAUUGUGCUGUGAAACUCCUCCCGACGGCGCCGUUGGGCAUGGCGAGCGGUGCCGCUCGGUUUGUAACAUACGUUUCGAGCUUCUGGUCCAACUCGUGACAACUAGUUAAUGACAGUAGCACAGUUGUGCAUGAUCAAUGGGUGUGUAUGUCUGUCGAACACUGCAUUGUUCCAGGUGGUUAUUUUCUUGUUUUCAAAAGUUUCACACGACGUAUGUUAUAGUAUUAUAUAUUGUGUUCAGAUGCAUUCUUAAGAGAUUUUUAUAUGAAGUGAAUAAAUGAAUGCAUGACCCUG
Molecule: messenger RNA, 5031 nt
Organism: Gallus gallus (chicken)
Lineage: Eukaryota; Metazoa; Chordata; Aves; Galliformes; Phasianidae
Gene: PDE4B
Product: phosphodiesterase 4B
Exons: 11
Coding region: 2086-3639 (517 amino acids)
Biological process (GO): signal transduction
Cellular component (GO): perinuclear region of cytoplasm; nucleus; cytosol
Molecular function (GO): transmembrane transporter binding; 3',5'-cyclic-AMP phosphodiesterase activity
Source: RefSeq, a predicted model, not a curated record